Molecule: messenger RNA, 1369 nt
Organism: Acomys russatus (golden spiny mouse)
Lineage: Eukaryota; Metazoa; Chordata; Mammalia; Rodentia; Muridae
Gene: Tmem130
Product: transmembrane protein 130
Exons: 8
Coding region: 94-1362 (422 amino acids)
Source: RefSeq, a predicted model, not a curated record
GUCUCUACGCACAGCUAUACGGAGCCGCCACUGCGGAGCUCCUGCCCAGCUCCCAGCUCAUCUGCGCGGCGCCCUUCGCAUCCACGCUGCGCCAUGGCCAAGGCCACCGAUGCCUGGUCUCACCUCGGCCUCGUCUUCUGCCUCGCCUUCCUCCUGCCCUUGGGCCCAGCGAGGGUGGCCGCAGGUCUCUAUAAUCUCAGUCUCACUACUGAUGCUCCUGCUACCAUGGGAACGGAAGUGACCAUCUCAGCCAGCCUGGUGGUCAAGGACAACAGCAGCCUGCCUCUGCCUGUGGACACCCACCUCUACCGUUUCCACUGGAUCCACACGCCACUGACCCUCACUGCCAAGACCGAAAAGAAUCUAACCUCCACCAUCCGAGUGGUAGGCAGCGCACCUGGGGACUUCGCAGUCUCUGUCUGGGUCACUGCUGUCGACUGCUGGAUGUGCAAGCCGUUAGCCAGGAGCUCUCUGGUGGUCCCCAUCAAAGAGUCCCUUGUGGGGAACCUAGUCAUUACCCAAAACACCUCCGUGACUUGGCCGAACGCCUACAUUACCAAGAGAAGCCUUAGACUCGCCUUUCUCCUCCAUGACCCGAGCGACUUCUUUAAGUCGGCUACCUUCUUCUACCGUUGGGACUUCGGAGACGGGACCUUGUCAAUAACCGACAACCCUGUGGUGUAUUACAACUAUUCAAGUGCCGGAACCUUCACGGCGAAAGUCAGGGUGGUGGCAGAAUGGGAGCAGAUAAAGCCAGAUGCUGGAAAGGGCAUCCUGCAGAGGACCGGUGACUUCUCAGCAUCCUUAAGACUGCGGGAGAUGCUUCAAGGCAUGCAGGUGUUGGGCCCCACCCUAAUGCAGACAUUCCAAAAGUUGACAAUGACCAUGAACUUCUUCGGGAGCCCGCCUCUGCACGUGUGCUGGGGCCUCAAGCCGGAAUGUCUCCCACUGGAGGACAGAGAGUGCCAUCCUGUGUUGGUGACGCAAACGUCUUUUAACCUGACCCACAUCUUCCAGGACCCUGGGGACUACUGCUUCACCUUCCGUGCGGAGAAUGCCAUCAGCAAGACUCACCAGUACCACAGGGUCCAGGUGUGGCCCUCCAGUUUCCAGCCAUUUGUCUUUGCUUUCCCUUGCGCCACGCUGAUCACCGUGUUGCUGGUUUUCACCAUGUACAUGACUGUGCGCAACGCCACUAACCAGAAAGACGAGAGCCCGGAGGCCACCGGCCUCAAGUGCUGCUGCCAGGUGUGCUGCGGCUCCCUCUUUCUGGACUCACCAUCCGAGUACCUGGAAAUCGUCCGAGAGAACCACGGGCUGCUUCCGCCCCUCUACAAACCUGUGAAAACUUACAACGUGUGAACUCCCC